UGUUGAAAGGAAUAUACAGAAUUUCACCCACGAAGCUAAUUCAAAGCAGAAUAAUUGAGUCUAACGACAAGUCUGGAGCUAUUUCACUUUCAAUCAUGGACAUGAACCAUUCAGCGACUAACUUGACGCUGGACGCACUUAAGAGUGUCGUGUCGCAAGCUCUGCUGGGCAAGUUCACAGCUGUUUUUCCAAAGCUUUUCAAGUGCCAAUGGAAGACAUAUGAAGGUCAGAAGAAGCUAUACGCGAACUUCUCAACAGACUCCGACAGAAACAUGAGCAGCCGUAAGUUUUGCGUGGGUGGCAACUGGAAGAUGAACGGCGACCAAAAGUCAAUUGCCGAAAUCUGCAAGGUGCUCUCCGAUGCACCCCUCGAUGCCAACACCGAGGUGGUCAUCGGCUGCCCGGCAAUUUAUCUGAUGUUCGCCCGUAAUCUGCUGCCCUGCAGCAUCGGCGUGGCCGGCCAGAAUUCCUACAAGGUGGCCAAGGGUGCCUUCACCGGUGAGAUUUCCCCAGCCAUGCUGAAGGACAUUGGAGCCGAUUGGGUUAUCCUGGGCCAUUCGGAGCGUCGUGCCAUCUUCAAUGAAUCGGACGAACUCAUUGCCGAAAAGGCAGAACAUGCUCUGUCCGAGGGCCUUAAGGUAAUUGCCUGCAUUGGCGAGUCCCUGGAAGAGCGUGAGGCUGGCAAGACCAACGAUGUGGUCGCCCGCCAGAUGUGCGCCUAUGCCAAGAAGAUCAAGGACUGGACCAACGUGGUGGUUGCCUACGAGCCCGUGUGGGCCAUUGGCACCGGCAAGACAGCCACGCCCGAUCAGGCCCAAGAGGUGCACGCCUAUCUGAGGCAGUGGCUGGCGGAAAACAUCUCGAAGGAGGUGUCCAGCAGUCUGCGCAUCCAGUACGGCGGCUCCGUGACCGCCGCCAAUGCCCGGGACCUGGCCAAGAAGCCCGACAUCGAUGGCUUCCUUGUGGGCGGCGCCUCACUCAAGCCAGAGUUCGUGGACAUCAUCAAUGCCCGCAAGUAAAUGCAUCUCACGCCGCAUUUGCAGCAGCUCGUCAAUUGCCCGCACAAGAAAUCUGUUGAUCGCAUAGGAAAUAUAUCGCAUUACGCAAAAUGUUGUUGUUGGCGCUGGAUUGUUGAAAUCGAAUGUAAUUCAAAAUUCCUUGUUCUCAAAUGAUAUUCAUAACUUAUUCACAUUUUGGCAUUCAUAAUAUAUUUCGAAUUGCUACCAUA
Drosophila hydei is the source of this 1228-nucleotide messenger RNA. RefSeq names its product triosephosphate isomerase (gene Tpi). Gene Ontology annotation, biological process: glyceraldehyde-3-phosphate biosynthetic process; gluconeogenesis; glycolytic process. Lineage: Eukaryota; Metazoa; Arthropoda; Insecta; Diptera; Drosophilidae. Bases 96 to 1019 code for a protein of 307 amino acids. Gene Ontology annotation, molecular function: triose-phosphate isomerase activity. The transcript is spliced from 3 exons. The record is from RefSeq and is a predicted model, not a curated record. Gene Ontology annotation, cellular component: cytosol.